UUCAUUCCUUUUGGGCGGGUUUUAAGAUGUCAUUGAGCUGGUUUAUUUUUCUUUGACCUGGCAACCCUGGCUCAUGGUGAGAAGAGUCAUGCAGUCUAAAAGCAACAGCUGCUAUGAACAAAGACAUAGAGGAACAUUACAGAGCUGCCCUCAAGUUCAUCAUAAUCACUACAGACCACUAUAAUUUACAUCCACAAUACAGUUUGUCUUCCGUUUUAAAUGUAUAUUGUUUUACCAUUACAAACAUCAUACAUUUCUUGAUGCCAAAUGCUUUGGUUAAAAUGUGUGUGUGUGUGUGUGUGUGUUGUUGCUUUUUGUCUCUCUCUCUUUCUCUCUGUAUAACACAUCCUUCUGCAACGACAGUCUAAAGUCGAAUCAUUUAAGGGAAAUGUACUGUUUGACUAUGAAUAUGGAAUUCAAGCAAUGUGAAAUGAACAUUGUGUCAUCUUACAUAAUAAAAUUUUAAAUAUUUAUUGCUGAAAUAAAUGUGGAGACACAAAGGUAGCUAUGUAAAGAAGCUAUUUGUUCCAUUUCCCAGUAGUAAAGAGAGGUAGAGUGGGAUGUGUGUUUUUGCAAGAUGUUACAGUAGAUUUACUCAUUUUGUCCUUGCAUCACCUGUUUACGUGGAUCUCUGUGCUCAUUCUGAAGUUACAUCAUAAAACUUUGAUCAUCCCUCCCUCCCCACAUCACUAAACUUUUCAGCCAGACCCUCUUUAACCAAUCACAGAGUUCUUCAUCUCUCUUCAUCUUCUUGUUGACCUGAUGGAACUGAAUUGAUUGGUUUUGACCAUAAUGUCCCACCUCUGUCUCCCAUGAGAAAACGUUUGUAUGGAAAGCACGAGAUGGCUGAAGACACAUCUGACUUGUGUGUCGGUCAGACGCUGGCAGGGACCCAACUCGAUCCACUCCAACUCUGUCAGAGACUGACAGUCAUACAAAAUUAUAGCAAAAGACGACUUAGUUGAACUUUGAUCAUGGAUAACGUUUCUGCUUUGAUUCUAAACACAAGCAUUUCUGGGUGGCGUCGUCCACUGUGGUACAUGUAUGAGGAGUGUGCUGUAGCUCCUUACGGGUUUAUCUUCUACUUCUCUGUCAAAGUAAUUAAUCUCAUUGUAGGAUUCCCAAGCAACGUCCUUGUGAUGCGGCAUAUUUUGACGAAGAAAAGUGAAGGCUCAACCUCCGACAUCUUCUUUUUGAACCUGUCCAUUAUAGAUGCAUUUUUCUCCCUCAUGACGGCUCUAGACUUGUUUAACCGCCUUUACCUGGAUGAUGAAGACGUCUGGUACUUUCUACGCUUCUCAUAUGGCGUGAAAGACAUGGCCCCCCUAUUCCUCACCUGUAUUUGCCUUGACAGGUACAUCGCCGUGGUCCAUCCCAUAGUAUUCACAGGGAUCCGAGACAAUCGUAUCCGGAUGGGCGUCUCUGUGGUGGUGUGGGGACUCAUCCUACCGUUCGCGUUGACCAAGUCCAUCCUGGGGACCAGAAGUGUAAACGAGGUGUUAGGGGGAGUCAUCCUGUUUGCAUUGUUCCUGAUGAUCUUCUGUAACUUGUCCAUCAUCUGGGUUCUCAGGAAGAGCGUCGCCGGGAAAGAAGUCAUGAAUCCGGGCAAAAAGAAGGCCUUCAAAACAGUGAUUACAGUUCUCACUCUCAUUGUGGUGAACUAUCUUCCUCCAGUGGCUCUAAUGCCGUUUUCAUACGCUUACACAUUUAGGGAUUUACACUGUAAGAUCAGCGUCUCGGUGUACAGCAUCAUGAACCUGAGCUGUACAAUCGAGCCUCUCCUCUACAUCUCUAAAAUGGAGAGAUCUGUGCUGUGUCGCUGCCUAGAGAGUCCCUCAAAGAAACUUGAUGACAAAUAACGUCUGAAACCCAGCAAAGAGUCUACGUGUAUCUUCAUGUCAAAAUCACAUUUUGGUGUGUCCGGUAGUAGAAGCAAAAACCAUGAAUAAAUGUGCAGUGUUCAAAUUUUUGUUUGAUAUUUGUGAUGAUGAUGUCUUGUGUACAGUCUGGGUCCUGAAAGAAUCUCAUUGAUGAGUCAUUAAUGUAAUUUACAGCUCAGUGUAAACAAACUUUAGAAAUUGUGUUUUCUGUAAUUGUGUUUUCUGAGUGCCGUGUUUCUGUUCAUCUUCAUCCUCUGUGUUUACCUGAUUUUUCAUGUGUGAUUGCUAUUAACUCUGUUUGAUUAAUAAUAUGACUGUGUAAAUAUAAAGGAAAAGAUCAAAUGUACAAAAACAUUUCUUUACAGUUCAUUUCACAUUAACACUGAACUCUAAACACAAACUUCUCACUAAAACACACAUUUUACACUGCAAUGCACUUGUUUUAUAAAUGUUAAAUACAGGUAGGCAAAAGUUGAACACAACUACAUCACAGUUUUCAUCAAGCAAACACAACAACUCAAAACUGUACACAUUUAUUUUUACCAAUUGUGUGGAUUUGUAACAGUCUGAGAAGUGAGAAGCUUCUUUCAUUGAGAAGUUUGUGUUUAGAGUUUUGCAAAAAGAGUGGAUGAAUUGACAAAUGGGUUAAGGUCAAUGAAUUUGGUUCAGAGAUUGGGGUUUAGUGUUUUAGCAAUUCAAAAAAAACUGCAACUAUAGACAUGAUCUAAUAACUGCAUCCCAAUUGAACUACUUUUCACAGGUCAGCAAGUAAGAUUUCGUCACUAGAACAUGGUCAAAGAAUAAUCAAAUAAAAUUACAAAACAAAAUAAAUACAUUAAAAAUUGAUGUUAUUGUUUGGUUUGCAGCAAGACUAUUGUUUUAACGUUAAUUACCUGCUCUGACUGAUAACAUUAAAACUUGAUUAUUUGUUUGAUUUAA
Messenger RNA from Paramisgurnus dabryanus, 2819 nucleotides. RefSeq names its product P2Y purinoceptor 1-like. Gene Ontology annotation, cellular component: plasma membrane. Gene Ontology annotation, molecular function: G protein-coupled receptor activity. Lineage: Eukaryota; Metazoa; Chordata; Actinopteri; Cypriniformes; Cobitidae. Gene Ontology annotation, biological process: phospholipase C-activating G protein-coupled receptor signaling pathway; positive regulation of Rho protein signal transduction. The record is from RefSeq and is a predicted model, not a curated record.